This is a messenger RNA of Bufo gargarizans (Asiatic toad), 591 nucleotides long. Its product is annotated as olfactory receptor 998-like. Gene Ontology annotation, biological process: G protein-coupled receptor signaling pathway. The transcript has a single exon. Gene Ontology annotation, molecular function: olfactory receptor activity. Gene Ontology annotation, cellular component: membrane. Lineage: Eukaryota; Metazoa; Chordata; Amphibia; Anura; Bufonidae. The record is from RefSeq and is a predicted model, not a curated record. The coding region runs from base 1 to 591 and encodes 196 amino acids.
AUGGCCUUUGACCGUUACAUGGCCAUAUGUCACCCCCUCAGAUACAUGUCUGUGAUGACCGUGAGCCUUUGUUAUCAGGUCACAUUUGGUCUCUCGGUGUUUGCUGUUGGGAAUGCCAUCAUAGAAUGCCUCCUGAUAUUCAGCUUGCCCUAUUGUGGCUCUCAUCUUGUAGCUCACUUCUUCUGUGAUGUUCCUCCAAUGAUGAGUAUAGCCUGUUCCGAAACAUUAAUGGUUAAAGUCUACCAACUGAUUAUUAGUGUGACGGCGACCGUGAUCCCAACCAUGUUAAUAAUCUGCUCCUACAUCAAGAUCCUGACCUCCAUAUUCCUCCUCCACUCAGCAGAGUCCCGGUAUAAGGCCUUCUCCACCUGUGGUUCUCAUCUGGUCUCUGUAGUCAUUUUCUUCGGGACCGCCAUGUUUGUUCACCUUCGAUUAGACAAUCCAUUUUCUUCUUAUGAUGACAGGAUGUUGGCACUUUCCUACUGUGUCAUAAUCCCUACUAUCAAUCCCAUGAUCUACAGCCUGAAGAACAAGGAAAUGAAGACCGCCAUCAGGAAACUGUCACUAAAAUUAAUAUAUCUACAAGACUAA